AUGGGCAAUAGGAGUAAAUUCGUAAAGGCCACCGGAGAUGCAAUCAUUGAUCUCAAAGCCGUUCGUGAAGUGUUGCGACAUCGAAAGGAACUUCGACAUCGUUAUUUUGAAUUUGCAAAUCUAGAGGAAUGGAUUCACACUAAUCCAUCGGAUGGAAAGGAAUACACCACUCUUGAGGAUUUGGGUUGCUUUUACGAUGAUUGGAAGAUUCGUUAUUUGGACAAGGAAUGGAUUCAAGUGUUGAAUGAUUUGUAUGAUUGUAUGAUUAUUCGAGGCAUUCCGAAUUCCAACCUUCCGAAAGUUGCUUCACAAGGACGGCAACACUCUCCACCAGAAUAUCGUUCAGGAACACUCGAAUCCUUGAUUCUGGAAUAUCAAAAGAACAUUCAUUCAGAGGAGAAGAUAACUUUGAAUGAGUUUAAAACUCUCGUCAAACCUUUAUUGUUGGUACAUCCUGAUCCUGUAUUGAAAAUCAAAGGUGGUAUUGGAUUUCAGGAUGUUUCGAUCAAGACUUUGGAAAGGAAUGACUCUGAUGAUGAUAGUUGUGAAGAAGAGGUUCAACAUGUUGUUGAGGAAUCAUCUUCAAAAUCUUUGAAAAAAAGCAUCCAAGCCCAAUUUGGAUCCUGUAAGGAUUUACUUUGUUGA
Messenger RNA from Naegleria fowleri, 645 nucleotides. RefSeq lists its product as uncharacterized. The record is from RefSeq and is a predicted model, not a curated record. The transcript has a single exon. NCBI's taxonomy places the organism in Eukaryota, Heterolobosea, Eutetramitea, Acrasida, Naegleriidae. The coding region runs from base 1 to 645 and encodes 214 amino acids.